AAGGGCAGAGGUGGGGAAAGCCCCGUGUCUGGCUCCAGAGUGAAUAGAGUCCAGUGUCUAGCGCCAGAGGAGCUGAGAUCCAGUGACAGACAGCUGGAGAAAGGCUGCGAUCUGGUCGCUGAUGUAAUGAGUUCUCUUUCGCUGCCGUUUCUGAAAAAAAAAUGAACCAGUCACUCUGAACCAGGGAGCAGAGCCCAACUGUUCUGCAUUAAUCCCUGCUCAAUCCGAUUUCUCUAACCUGGACGUCAGCGUUUGAGGGAUUAGCCCUCUCAAGGCUCAAUCCCUCACAGUUAGCUGCUGUUGCACAGCCCUCCCGCUCCUCACCACUCAGCCUUGUAUCAAGAUGGCUUUUGAGCUGGAUGGUUUGCAAGCGGAGUGCGACACUGAUCUGAUUGAGAAUUCUUCACUUUAUUCUACAAUGCUCCCAGGAAGUGUUUUGGACGAGGAUAGUCAGAGACUGCGCCAGCAGAAGCUUGACAAUCAGCGGAAUCUCUUGAAACAGAAACAGAGGCGGAAACGACAGGAUGUCCUCAUGGUUCAGGCUAACCCACAUGCCAAGGUGAAGCCCAGACACCAGAAGAACCCUGAAAAGCAGCCAUCUUCAUUUGAAAGGCAGAGUGUUAACGCUCUUUCAGAUUUCUCCUGCAAGAUCAACGUGGAGGAGAUUUGCAAUACACGGCUCUACCCGGAGUCUCUCGAUAACGGGGACUGCUUGGUUCUGGACCAAGAUAAUCGUGACAAGGCUGUAAUUGACAAGGAACAGGCGUGGAACCUGGAAGAAGAUCUGCUGGAGGUUUCCGUGGAGGAACUGCGGGAGAGUGCUGCGGAGAGGCCACGAAAUCUCUUCAGGCUGCGCGAGCACCCGGCGGCAAAGGCUGAGAAAGAAACGUUAGUCGGUGACUCGACAGUGAUCACCAGCGGGGCCAAACGCCACAGCCUUCCGAACAUGAAAUUGCGAACGGGAGCAAGAAGAGACAGAAAUCCGCAGUGCUCAGAAGCGGGUGAUGAGGUUGUGGCUUUUCGGGAAGAGGUGGAGGAGAUCAACAGGAAGGUUAAAACUUUCAUGGUGGGAGACUCGAACGAAGAUCAGGAGCAGCCUGCCUCGGCAAAGAGAAACAGUCAAACAAAGAUAAAAGCUCUGUCCCAGAAGAAGCUCAUCGAUGAGGAUGAUCCAGAAGAGGAGGAGGAAGAUGAAGAUGAGGAAGAUGAAGACGAGGAGGACGAGGGCGAAGAGGAGGAGGAGGACGAGAGGGAAGGGGGGGAAAGCAUCUCUCCACAGACCAACACUGGCAAGCAAACAGACCCUGUCCCUGCUAAAAUUUCCUGUGAUGAGGUCUCCAAAGCGGAGAGCGUCCCGGUUAAAGUCGGUAAUCUGGAAGAUUUUGCGUUCAAACCUGCACCCCAGGGAACCGUGGUGAAAUGUCGGAUCACGCGGGACAAAAAGGGAAUGGAUAAGGGAAUAUUCCCAACCUACUACCUCCACAUGGAGAGAGACGACGGGAAAAAGAUUUUCUUGAUGGCCGGCCGCAAACGGAAGAAGAGUAAAACGUCCAACUAUGUCAUCUCCACAGACCCGACGAACCUGUCCCGUGGCGGAGAGAGCUUCAUUGGCAAGCUGAGGUCGAAUGUGUUUGGGACCAAAUUCACAGUGUUUGACAAUGGUGUGAACCCUGAAAAGACCCCCAUGGUGCCAGAGAGCGCCACCAUCCGAGAGGAGAUAGUGGCCAUCUGCUACGAAGCCAACAUUCUUGGGUUUAAAGGGCCUCGGAAGAUGACCGUGAUUAUUCCAGGGAUGAACGUGAACUGUGAGAGAGUUUGCAUUCGACCAAAAAACGAACACGAGACGCUGCUGACCCGCUGGCAGAAUAGGAACAUGGAGAACAUUAUCGAGCUCCACAACAAGGCCCCGGUCUGGAAUGAAGACACUCAGACCUAUGUUCUGAACUUCCAUGGCCGAGUCACCCAGGCCUCCGUGAAGAACUUCCAGAUAAUCCAUGCCAACGACCCGGAUUACAUAAUUUUGCAGUUUGGUCGUGUCGCUGAUGAUGUGUUCACCAUGGACUAUAACUAUCCCCUGUGCCCUCUCCAAGCCUUUGCAGUCGCUCUCUCCAGCUUCGACAGCAAGCUGGCUUGUGAGUAGAGACGUGAGCCCUGCCUGGAGGUGUGCAGAGGGGCGGCCAACCUCCAAAUGAACAGCGAGGCUGGAAGGAGAUCGAAGUGACACCAGCACUUUGACAUAGAGGGUCACAGAACUUCUGUCAAUUUACUGGGAUAUUUGACCUUAAUCCUCAGACAAUAUUUUUAAGGAAUACUGCCAGAGUCCAGGAAAAAAUUAAUGAUAGUCAUGUUAAAUGUUUGGACUGCAGACUCUGUAUCUUGUAUGUGCCUCUAACCAGAUACCACUCCCCUCCUGGAUAAUGUUGAUUAGCUGUGCUCGAAUGUUAUGGGGGGUGAGAGAAGGGUGAUGGUAACACAAGAGGUGGGGCCCACUGGGUAGUAGCAGACUCCCUGAGCCCAGUCAGCCAUUCCCACGCCAGAUGACAUAAAAAGGGAUGGGGGACCCGCAUCUUAGAAACACCCAGUAGAAGAGCGCUGAAUGCUCGACCUGCUCAAAGUUCAAAAAUUCGAGGUAUAUUUGUUAUCUAAGUAUAUAUAUAUUGUACAACCUAGAGGUUUGGCUCCUUACAGGCAGCCACAAAACAAGAAACCCCAAAAAAUCCAGCAAAGAGAGGGAAAACAAAAGAAAUGGUGCGAGCGAACAGCAUUUAAAAAGAGAGUGAGUCCACAGACACGAAGCCUGGAGUAGGCCCACAGCCUGAUUGUCAGUUUAUCACACAGCAGAGUAAACGUUGCUGAGCAAAACCAGCCCAAGCCUCGUCUUCGGUCCCAACACCCUGCCUUUUCAAUCCAUCCGGUCCGGCGUUUAAACCAUCUAAACGUCCGGUCGUUCCUCGAUCUGAGGCCCACUCACUCUGAUUUGCCCUGGGCCUCUUCCGGCCCAACCUUUCCAGAUCCACCCAGCACUGAGGUUGAUCAGAACCUCACUCUCGGUUGCCUGCUUGACCCAGGCUGGAGAUGGGAGACUGCAGAUGCUGGGAUAUGGAGUGAGAAGCGAGCUAUUAGAGGAACUCAGCACAUUAGACACCACCUAUGGUGUCAGAGGGACGAGUGACAUUGCAUGUCAAGAACCUGCUGCAUGGUCUCGACCUGUUUAGCUCCACAGACGCUGUCCAGACCUCCAGCCGGCCGUUUGCUGUAGACUAGGCUGGCAUCUGAUCUCCUUCAGAAAAGCUUACGCCCAAGGCAUUGAAGGUCUAACAGUGCGAUUUUCCCCAGAUUCCAUUUCGCUCAGUGUGAUACCUAGGACUGUUAUGGUGUGAAAGAAACCAAAGGGCUGCAUUGGACAGGUGAACACAGACCCCAGAGUUCCUGAUCUGGCGGAGAGAUCACCCUCCUCUUCACUAAUAACAAGACCAAUGGAGGAGUCCACUCGGCCCAUCAGGUCCAGCCUGGUUCCUGCCAUGCAGUCCCCUUGGUACAAUUCCCUCUCCUUGUUUCCCUGCAGCUCUGUGGAUAAUUCUCUCUCUGGCUGGUUUUCCAGGACUUCUGACUUCAGUUUCUGUGGGCAGCCAUUGCCCCUGAUUUUAGUUUGGUUUUCACUCUCUCUCUCUUUAUGGCACUUUAACAACACAUUGCUGUGCGAUGACACCGGUGCCAAGCUGCUUGGGUCCUAGUGCCCUUCCCUUGGACAACAUCGGUGGUGUGGAGAGGGGAAGGCCUGCAGCUUGGGCAACUGCCAGUCUCCCAUACAACCCUGCCCAGGCCUGCAGCCUAGAAACUUCCCAAGGCACAAAUCCAUGGUCUCUCGAGACUAACGGACGUCUAUAUUUGUAUCUUUCCCUCUAUUUCUCUAUCUCUUUUUAUCUCUCUCUAUCUAUCUCUCUUCCUCUAUCACUAUUUCUCGUUCUAUCUUGCUUUCUAUCUCUACCCCUCUCUCUUUCUUUCUUUCUUUCCUUGUUCCCCCCCCCCCCGCCCCAACGGGGAGCAGAACACAUUGAGGUGGGGACAGGGCAGUGGGGCAGCACAGGUGACAGGGAGCGUGUGUGUGGGGUGGGCGGGAGGGGGAGUGAGGUGACGCAGAGUGACACGGUGUGACGAGGAGACGGGGAGUGGGACUAAUGAGUAAUGGAAGAAUAAGGAGUGGGGGAUGGAGACUGGAGUGAUGGGGAGUAGGUUAACACAGAGUGAGGGAUGCAGAGAGGGGGUUAGUCAGGAGGCGCGUGGGUAUCCCGCCACUUCCAUCCCUCCUGGCACACCGAGAGGUAAUGCGUUGAACACUUUACAGUUCCUACCCCACGGGCCCCCAUCCCUGCCCACCCCAACUGACCAGCCCUCGGGAAGCUGCUGAUGGCCUGACGGGCCUGGAGCUGGGUGAUCUCGGCUCAGUGGUGGUGAGUUGCUGCGGGCAGUGAGUGGGACUCGGACACAGCCCGAACCGGCCGUGGAGGCUCUCCCAUCCCGUGAGGCCUCCACAAACUCAGCAGCAGUGUUUGGUGCCCGAGUCAGCAGCUCCUUGCGCUCAAUAUCGGCGCUGGAGAUAGUGAGUGGCAGCAGGACUUCGAACCUUUUUCAGUCCAAGGCCGUGGUUUAUAACAAGGGUGGCCCAUCUCUGCUGGUGUGGGGGUCGGAGUGGGCGCAGAAGUGGGAAUGUCCUGGGUGUGGGAUUAUUGAGGUGGGGGAGCGGGAACAGAUUUUGAAAAAAUCACCCCAACUGGGGUCGCUUAGUGAUGUUUGGGGCUAUGGGUUGGAUCCAGUUAAAAUGAAAGGUGCCAAGGAUCUGAGGGAGGUCAGAUCCUAGCGGGAGGGGAGGAGAAUGCACUCAGAGGAGGAGCAGAGUGGAGGCAGUGGUGGCUUCUUGACUGUGGAUGUCCAGCCGGGCUGGAGACAGUUCUCUGAGCUCCUGUGUUUUCAGAGGCCUGACCAUCCCAGGCUUGGGGCAGAGAUUUGCUAACGGGGUUGGGGGUGUCAGUGGGGUCAGAACAUUUCUUCCUCAGUCUUCCUCCAGCUGCUGGGAUUCCUGAUUCGCAGGGAGAGGUUUAGGAAUCCGGUCCAUUGCCUCUUCCAAUCCCAGCCUCUCCAACUCCAAGUCCCAGAGAGACACAGCACAGACCCAUGACCGUCACCCACUUACUCUCCCUAGUUCCCAUCUAUCUGUGUACACACUCGACCAUACAUAAAGGGCCAAUGAACGGGUGUCACAUCCGAACUAUCUACAUGAUACGAUAUGGAGGUGGGGGCCUUCAGCCCAUGCAGCGGGCUCCCCCUCUCCACACAGCUAAUGGAUCUAAAGGGACGGCAGAGACCGAUACAGUUUGGCGCCAGCAGCGUUGCAGGAGCUGCCAGUCGGCGUUGAACUCAACGUAGGGAGCUCUGGCUCCGGUUAUUUCCUCAAAGUUACUCCCGAUGCCGUGGGUUGCUGCAGCCAUAAAGCAGCAAGGGUUUGAGAUCAGAGUUUUCCUUCCCCUAGAUGAGCUGCCAUCUGCCUGAAGCAAUUGGCUUCAAGGCAACAGUAAGAGACUGUUGCCCCUUUCCCUGCCAGUUCCUGUUAAGCAGCAUGAUUACCUGCUUUUCACUGCACUAUAAUUUCACUUAUUAUUUAUUUAGCGAGACAGCGUGGAGUAAGCCACACCACCCCAGUAACCCCUGACAAACCCGAUCAAAUCUAGCCUAAUGACUGGACAAUUUACAAUGACCAAUCACCCUACCCGGUAGGGCUAUGGGCUGUGGCAGGAAGCUGGGACACUCGGGGCGGUGGGGAAGAAUCCCACACAUUCCAUGGGGAGGACAUAGAGAUGGUGCUGGAAUUGAACUCUGAACUCUGCAUUCCCCUCCCCCCCCCGAGCUGUAAUAGCUUUGGGCUAAUGUGACACUACUGGGACAGUCAUAUUUCUCAUGUAUUGCACAUAUUUAAUGAACUUUACAUUGACUUUGCUAAAUGCAACCCAGAAGAGCUGGAAGUCUAACGGAUAGAGCAAGGCCCUGUCACUCAAUCCCAAUAGCCCAUUCACCUGCACUUAUUCUCACCUGCCCACUGUUCCCUUACCUGUCUCACACUGAAACAAUCACCUUAACAGUGUUUUCAACCCUCCCCCCCCCCAUUCCUGCCCCACAGCCAGCCUGAACUGAACAAUAUUAGAACAUAGACAGGGUAAAGCUGUGUAUUUAACAGUAACACUGGACAAUAAAGAUUCCACUUCCUGAAUACUUUAGUGGGUGUAUCUUAUGGAUUUUGGGCUCCUGGGUCAUGAAAAUUACUUUGAAAUUUCCCUAUCGCACACCGUUUAAAAAAUUGCCUAUAUCUGUUAUUGCAAUUCAUAAUUCAAGUCAGAACAACUGAUGCCAAGAUGAAGGAAGGCAUUUUUGUUGGUCCACAAAUCCAACAGGUCAUCAAUGACAGGCAAUUCGAAGAACUUCUAGUGGGACCGGAGAAAAUCACAUGGAAGGCAUUCGAAGAUGUUGCUGAAAACUUUCUUGGCAACUACAGAGCAGCAAACUACGUCUAGCUAGUUGGACAACAUGCUUCAAGCUUAUAAAACCAUGAAGUGAAACAUGUCACUAAAGAUUCAUUUUCUGCAUUCCCGUUUAGACCGUCCCUGCAGAUACUGGUGCUCGAGCAUGGUGAAAGGACAUUGUGGUCAUGGAGAAACGGUAUCAGGGCAACUGGAAUCCAUCAAUGCUGGAUAAUUAUCAUUGGACACUUAAGUGAGAAGCCUCAGACACUGGGUAUAAACGAAAAUCAUCAAUGAAACAUUUUAGCUUAGUUGAACUACUGCAAAGGGUCAGCAAUUAAAUGCAUUAUAUUCAAUAAAAGCUGA
Hypanus sabinus (Atlantic stingray) is the source of this 6875-nucleotide messenger RNA. RefSeq names its product tubby-related protein 3-like. Bases 344 to 2140 code for a protein of 598 amino acids. The record is from RefSeq and is a predicted model, not a curated record. Gene Ontology annotation, cellular component: cilium. Gene Ontology annotation, biological process: protein localization to cilium. The transcript has 15 exons. Lineage: Eukaryota; Metazoa; Chordata; Chondrichthyes; Myliobatiformes; Dasyatidae.